AAUGGCACCAAAAUGUUGGUCAAAUCUGCCGAGUGACGUCAAACGGGAAGUUCUGGAACAUGGGGAUUGUCAGCAAUGGUUCAACGUACGCCUGUGCUCACGCGCCGACAUGAAUCUCGUAGAUUCGCUGAAAUUGCGGAUUCCAUUCUUGAAAAUUCAAAUUUCUAACACCACAUUUUCGAUAAUAAUCGUAGAAAGUCCAUCGGCAAUUUUACGAAUCGAUUUACACCAGAAAAGCGGUGGAAAUGCCGAAUUUUCUGUCGAAAUAUUCAAAAAUUCCGAUUUAGAAUUGGGAAAUUUGAUUAAAACCAUCGAAAAUACAACACUAGACGCCGAAAUCUCGAAUUUGCUGGAAAAAUCGAUAUUUCACCGAAAGAUCGACAUUGCCACGUGUCAAAUUCAAGCAGAUGGCUUGCAAGCGGAGAACCCGGUGUUGGCGAUGAUUCAUGCAAAAUUCACGGAAAACGCGCCGAAAAAGUUGAUUUUUUCGGGAAAAUCGAUGGAAGAAAAUCGAUUUUUGGCGAAAUUUUUCGAAAAUUUGAAUAUCGAUUUUGUUUUUCGAAGUUGGCGAAAGGAUUUAUCACGUGAAUGGGGAGAAGGUAUGAAUCAUUUGCGGAUUAAGAUAUUCGAAGUGUCGAAAUGGACGACACUGUUAGGAGACUUCGAGCACUUCACUGCCUAUGAUGAAAUUGAGCCGGUGAUGUAUAUGGCUAGAAUUCUAUCGCGUCCGAUGAAGCGAAGUCACUGGUUCCCUGGAUUCCACGUGCCAGUCGCUGAAAGAUUAUUCCGCCAGAUUUUCCGCCAGGAAAUGUUUGAAAAAUUCGAGAAUCACUCGAUUCGUAAAAGUCCGAUCAAUUUGAAAUUGUGGAUUUUCGUGAAAUUCACAAAAUGUGGAAUAUCGAUUUUUGUGGGGGAUCCCAAGGAUUUUAAUGAACGGGAUGGGACCUGCGAUCUGGAAUGGAUGUGCCCGAAUUGUGCUCCGAAAACUAUGGAAAACUGGUUUUUCCGCGAAACUAUUGGGAAAUUGCAUUUUUGAUUUUUUUUUUUCUGAAUAAAACUUUCUACGAAAC
This is a messenger RNA of Caenorhabditis elegans, 1070 nucleotides long. RefSeq names its product F-box domain-containing protein (gene Y17G7B.8). The transcript has 5 exons. The record is from RefSeq and is marked reviewed. NCBI's taxonomy places the organism in Eukaryota, Metazoa, Nematoda, Chromadorea, Rhabditida, Rhabditidae. The coding region runs from base 2 to 1036 and encodes 344 amino acids.